AUGGCCUCCAACAUUUUGUUCAGUAGGAUCCGACCUCAAGCUGAUCAACCGAUCGUCGACUCCGAAGCGGAGAAGCAAUCGGACGUUGAAAGUCGCACUCCAGCACGACCAAUCGGUGUAGUUGACGAGCAGGAUGCACAAAUUAUCGACAGCGAGCAGUUUACACCAGAUGCACAGGCUGGUGUCAAAAAAAUAGAGGCGGUGACGACGGUAUGGACCAAAGGCGCCCUGUAUUUGGCGUACACCAUGAUCUGGAUCAUCUAUUUCGUCGACUCCAUGCAACAAAGUACGACUACUACCCUCACACCAUAUGUUACCUCUAGCUUUGGAAAGCAUUCUACCAUCUCCGCCACGGGAAUUGUCUCUGGAAUUGUUGGAGGUCUCGUCAAACUUCCACUCGCCAAAGUCCUCGACAUCUGGGGCCGUCCUCAAGGAUAUUUAAUGAUGAUAGUUCUUUUGACUGUUGGUCUCGUUAUGAUGGCUGGUUGCAACAACGUCGAGACGUACGCGGCUGCUCAGGUGUUCUACUGGGUCGGAUAUAACGGUUUGACGUAUACUCUUGGUAUCUUUAUUGCCGAUACAUCUACGCUCCGCAACAGGUCCUUCAUGUUCGCUUUUGCAACUUCACCGUAUCUUGCUACAACCUGGAUCGGUGGUCCCCUCGCAGACGCUUUCCUGGAAGGCCCAGGUUUUCGAUGGGGUUUUGGUUCAUUCGCCAUCAUCACUCCUGCUAUCACGCUCCCCCUCUUCUUCGUUUUCUAUCUGAAUUACAGUAAAGCUGAGAAAAUGGGUCUUAUCACUAGAACACCUUCGGGCCGCACACUCAGUGAAUCCUUCAAACACUAUGCCGUCGAAUUUGAUGUCGUUGGCCUUUUCCUCAUCAUUUCCGGCCUCGCCCUCUUCUUGCUCCCGUUCUCUCUCUAUUCCUAUCAGGAGAAUACCUGGCGCUCACCCAUGAUCAUCUCUAUGCUCAUCAUAGGUGGAUUGCUCUGCAUCGCCUUCGUCUUUUGGGAACGGUAUUACGCCCGCGUCACCUAUAUUCCUUACUCCCUCCUCCUCGACCGCACUGUUUUGGGUGCCUGCAUCCUUUCAGGAACUCUUUUUGUGUCGUACUACCUUUGGGCGACAUAUUUCUUCUCCUUCCUUAUGGUUGUGAACGGACUUAGCAUCACCGAAGCUUCGUAUGUCGGCAACACGUACACCAUGGGGUCGUGCUUCUUUGCACUGUUCAUCGGGGUCAUUAUCCGUUAUACCGGGAAAUUCAAGGGCCUUACUUUAUGGUUCGGUGUUCCCGUCACAAUGCUCGGCGUAGGCCUUAUGAUCCACUUCCGUCAACCAGGCGUCAAUGUCGGUUACGUAGUUAUGUGCCAAAUCUUCAUCGCCUUUGCAGGGGGAACUUGCGUAAUAUGUGAGCAGACCGCUGCGAUGGCCGCCACCUCCCAUCAGUUCGUCGCCGUCGUCCUUGCAAUGGAGGGGAUGUUUGCUUCCGUUGGAGGCGCCGUUGGUCAGGCCGUAGCAGGUGCAAUCUGGACUGGAGUCUUCCCCCAGAAGUUGUUGGAGCUUUUGCCCGAAGAAAGCAAGCAAUACUGGCCGGUCAUCUACGGAAGCCUGGGUGCUCAGCUCAGCUUCCCUAUGGGAACUCCUGAGAGAGAUGCGAUCAACGCUGCGUACGGCCACGCACAGAGGUACAUGUGCAUCGCGUCUGUGUGCAUUUUGGCAAUUUCGUGGGCAAGCGUCCUCCUGUGGAAGGAUAUCAACGUCAAAAAGUUCAAGCAGGUCAAAGGCACUGUUUUCUAG
This is a messenger RNA of Psilocybe cubensis, 1797 nucleotides long. RefSeq lists its product as uncharacterized. The transcript has 3 exons. Gene Ontology annotation, molecular function: transmembrane transporter activity. Gene Ontology annotation, biological process: transmembrane transport. The record is from RefSeq and is a predicted model, not a curated record. Bases 1 to 1797 code for a protein of 598 amino acids. Lineage: Eukaryota; Fungi; Basidiomycota; Agaricomycetes; Agaricales; Agrocybaceae.